This is a messenger RNA of Triticum turgidum subsp. durum (durum wheat), 630 nucleotides long. The record is from the annotation of a GenBank genome assembly. Lineage: Eukaryota; Viridiplantae; Streptophyta; Magnoliopsida; Poales; Poaceae.
AUGCGAGGAAUUGCAGAGCUGCUGAUCCCCCAGCUGGAGUUCCUCAACCAGGAAGGAGCGCAGGCCGAGGUCUGGGCGCUGUCGAGGAUACUCCUCGACACACUCGCGGAAGAGACUGGCCAGGUAGUUAAGGCCGUCUUCCCUGACGCUGGAGUGGCUGCCCUUCUGAAGCAUCAGUGGAAAGAUGCAAAGUUCAAGUGUGCUAGUCUUAGUGACCGAAAGCCAGUUGAUACUGAUGACGGAGUUGUUGUUAUGAUUAUCCCUGAUCACCAGAUGCUUGAAUCUGUUGAACGCAUCGCAUCUCAACUCGCUGAUGAUCCCAUAAGACCUCUUGUCAUGUGGAACCCACGUCUUGUUAGUGGAGAUGUUGGAGUGGGAUAUAAUGUUCGGAAUCUACGCAGAAAUUUCUUAAGAAAGUGGAAAGUGUUCUAUGAUGAUCCAAAAAGACCCAAUCGGUAUUUGCUCGCCAGAGAAUCUUCGAGUCGUCCUGAUGCAACAGAUAUUGAGUACUUGAUAAUAUUUGGUGGUGGCGGCGCCAGUGAGCAACCUGAAGAGGAGCCUUCAAUGAUGACCAAUGUCAUGGCCGCGUUUAGCUCAGUGAGCCGGUUUAUGAGAGUCAUCUCCAAGUGA